Molecule: messenger RNA, 4101 nt
Organism: Nanorana parkeri
Lineage: Eukaryota; Metazoa; Chordata; Amphibia; Anura; Dicroglossidae
Product: vomeronasal type-2 receptor 1-like
Exons: 11
Coding region: 1-4101 (1366 amino acids)
Biological process (GO): G protein-coupled receptor signaling pathway
Cellular component (GO): membrane
Molecular function (GO): G protein-coupled receptor activity
Source: RefSeq, a predicted model, not a curated record
AUGGACAUUUUGUAUACGGCUAUCUGGAAGUUGACUCUGAUUCACCUCAUACUGGCAUUGUACUUCCAUGACAACAGAUGCAAACUGGAAAUGUCAGAGAUGAAGGGGACAACACGAAUGGGAGAUAUCAUGGUUGGCUUCAUUAUACCGCUGUAUCUGGACAAGGUCUACGAACAAGUCUCCUUUACAGAGAGGCCACCAAAAACCACCUGUGCUCUGUUUCACUUUGAAAAUUAUCAGCAGCUCCAAGCUCUAAUAUUUGCCGUGAAUGAGAUCAAUGAGAAUCCCAAUCUUCUUUCAAAUGUUACCUUGGGGUUCCAGGCCUAUGACUCCUGCAGUGAUCUCCAUCUGGCUUUAAAGGGUAGUCUACAGGUAAGCCAUUUUUCAACAAGUCCUCUUCUGAGUGACCGGACCAAGUUUCCAUCCUUUUUCAGGACUGUGCCCAGUGACAUGUUCCAGUCUAAAGGUUUGUCGGAGCUGGUGCUCCACUUUGGUUGGACAUGGGUCGGUUUGUUGGCUUUGGAUAAUGACUAUGGACAGCAGGGAAUUCAACUGGUGAGAAAGGAAAUUGUCCAGGCAGGAGCAUGUGUGGCCUUCAUGAAAAGCAUUCAAACAGAUAGACCAGAUCGUAACGCUCCGGGCAUAGUUGCGGACAUGAAAAAAUCCACUGCCAAAGUUAUUGUUGCAUUUUCAGAUGCUAUUAACUUACUUCCCAUUCUGGAUGAAAUGCUAAUACAGAAUGUCACUGACAAAAUCUUUGUAGCCAGCGAAGCAUGGUCCACCUCCAGCCUUUUCUCCCCGCAUCCAUAUUCAAACCUACUUUCUGGGACUGUUGGGAUAGCCCUUUACAGUGGAACCAUGCCUGGAUUUAAGGAAUUUCUCAACAAGAACCGCCCCUCCACGGAUCUGAGAGACUAUUGGGUAAAGGAUUUUUGGGAGAAAGUAUUUGACUGCAAAUUCAUGGAUCAGAAGAACGUGACAGAUUCUUUGGUCACCCUGACAAAUAAAUGUUCAGGAAAUGAAAAUCUGGAGGAUAUUCACAAUAGUUACAAUGAUGUCUCCAGCCUACGAGUAACCUACAAUGUCUAUACUGCCAUCCAUGUUAUUGUCAGAGCCUUGGAGGAUCUCAGAGGCUGCAGUGCAGCAACAGGACCGUUCUCUCAUAGCAUAUGUGAAGAUGCUAGGAAGUUCAAACCAUGGCAGAUUCUGCACUAUAUGAAGACAGUGACGGUGAAGCUGAGUACCGGGAGAGAGCUUUACUUUGACCACAAUGGAGACCCACCAGCAGUCUAUGACAUUGUGAAUUGGCAGCUGAGCCCAGAGGGCACCAUAAGCCACAUGAAGAUUGGCAGUUAUGAUUCCACCAGAAAAGAGCCAUUUACCAUUGAUUCAAAAUCCACGAUUCUGCACUAUAUGAAGACAGUGACGGUGAAGCUGAGUACCGGGAGAGAGCUUUACUUUGACCACAAUGGAGACCCACCAGCAGUCUAUGACAUUGUGAAUUGGCAGCUGAGCCCAGAGGGCACCAUAAGCCACAUGAAGAUUGGCAGUUAUGAUUCCACCAGAAAAGAGCCAUUUACCAUUGAUUCAAAAUCCACGAGAUGCAAGCUGGAGAUGUCGAAACUCAAGGGGGCGACGCGAAUGGGAGAUAUCGCGAUUGGGCUCAUCAUACCACUCUAUCUGUAUAAAGCCAAUGAACAAUUAUCCUUCACUGAGAUACCACCCAAAACCAUCUGUAGCAUGUUCCACUUUGAGGGCUAUCAGCAGCUUCAGGCUUUCAGAUAUGCUGUAAAUGAGAUCAAUUCAAACUCCAAUAUCCUUUCAAAUAUUACCAUAGGAUUUCAGGUCUAUACCUCCUGCAAUGAUCUUCAUUUGGAUUUGAAGGCCAGUCUACAGUUGUUGACUGGAGAAGGUCCAGCCAUCCCUAAUUAUUUCUGUGGUAAUGACGUUCCUCUUAUCUCUGUUAUUGGUGCAUCCAUUUCUACAAAUUCAAUGGCCAUGGCUAAUCUUUUAGGUCUCUAUAAAUACCCACAGGUUAGCCAUUUUUCAACUAGUCCUCUUCUCAGUGAUCGGAUCCAGUUUCCUUCCUUCUUCAGGACGGUGCCCAGUGACACAUUUCAAUCUAAGGGUCUGUCUGCGCUGGUUCUUCACUUUGGUUGGACAUGGAUCGGUUUGUUGGCUUUGGAUGAUGACUAUGGGCAGCAGGGAAUUCUGAUGGUCAAGAAAGAAAUUGUCAAAGCGGGAGCAUGUGUGGCUUUUAUAGGGAACAUUUUAAGGAACAGCCCAGAUCGUAAUGCUCCAAACUUAGUCAAAGUCAUAAAGAAGUCCACGGCUGAUGUUAUCAUUGCAUUUUCUGAUGACUUCUAUCUACUUCCAGUUCUGGAUGAAAUGCUUGUACAGAAUGUUACUAAUAAGGUUCUUGUUGCCAGUGAAGCAUGGGCCACCUCCAGCCUUCUCUCAGCACAUCCGUAUUCCAGACUACUUUCUGGCACAGUUGCAAUAGCUCUGUACAGUGGGACUAUUCCUGGAUUCAAGGAGUUUCUCAACAACAACCAUCCUUCUAUGGAUCCCUUUGACUAUUGGGUGCAGGGAUCUUUGGAGAAUGAAUUGAACUAUAAUUUCACAGAUCAGAAAAAAACAACAAAUUAUUUGUCUGACUCAGGGGAGAAAUGUACAGGAACUGAAAAUCUAAAAAAUACUGAGAAUAGUUACUAUGAUGUCUCCAGUUUGCGAGUGACCUACAGUGUCUAUACUGCAGUUCACGUUAUUGCCAGAGCCUUGGAAGAUUGGAAAAACUUCAAUGCAGUAACUGGAACUUUCUUAGAUUUUAGGCAUUUCAGACCAUGGCAGCUCCUGUACUACAUGCAGAAAGUAAAAGUGAGACUGAGUAAUGGGAGAGAACUUUACUUUGAUGAGAAUGGAGACCCGCCAGCAGUCUAUGACCUUGUGAACUGGCAGAUGACCCCAGAGGGUACUAUACGGCACGUAAAGAUUGGCAGCUAUGAUGUCUCCAAUGCUCAGCCUUUCACCAUUGAUUCAAAUGCCACAUUGUGGGCAUCUGGCAAUAAACAGUCCCCUCGCUCGGCCUGCAGUGUGAGCUGUCCACCAGGAUUCCGGAAGGUCGCUAUACAUGGACAGCCAGCCUGCUGCUUUGAAUGCGUGCCUUGUUCACAAGGAGAGAUCUCCAACCAGACUGAUUCUCUUGAUUGCUCAAAUUGUCCUUGGGACCAGUGGCCAAAUUCAGAAAAGUCAACAUGCCUUUUGAAGACCAUAGAGUAUCUUUCAUACGAUGAUCCAAUGGGAGCUGCAUUGACUUUGAUUGGUACCCUGUCUUUCUCAGUACCAGUUGGAAUGCUAAUGCUUUUCCACUCCUACAAAGCCACCCCUGUUGUCAAGGCCAACAACUACUUUCUGAGUUGUCUUCUACUGGUGGCUCUGUCACUCUGUUUUCUCAGCUCUUUGGCCUUCAUUGGGUAUCCAAGAAAUGAAAUUUGUUUCAUGAGACAAGCUACUUUCGGCAUGGCUUUCACCUUCUGUAUUUCCUGUAUUUUGGCAAAAACUAUUACAGUUAUUUUUGCCUUUGCAGCAACCAAACCGAAUAGCAGACUGAGUAGGUGGACCAAGCUCCAAGUGACCUACAUCAUAGUCGCUAUCUGCUCAUUCUUACAGUUCAUCCUGUGUGUCUCUUGGUUGACUCUUCGCCCACCAUAUUCUCAAAUCAACCUUCAAGAAAAGCCUGGAGUAAUUAUUGUUGAAUGCAAUGAAAACUCCCCCUCUGCCUUUUGGACGAUGUUGGGUUACCUUUUCCUUUUGGCCACAAAGAGUUUUGUUGUUGCCUUUUUGGCCAGGAGGCUCCCAGAUACCUUCAAUGAAGCCAAACUGAUUACCUUCAGCAUGUUGGCCUUUCUAAGCAUCUGGGUCUCCUUCAUUCCAGCCUAUCUUAGCUCAACGGGAAAGAACACUGUUGCUUUGGAGAGCUUUGCAAUCCAGUCAUCAACCUGGGUACUAAUCGCCUGUCUUUUCUUUCCAAAAUGUUUCAUCAUAUUGUGGAGACCAGCCAUGAACUCCAGAGAGCAUGUCGUUACCCGAGGAAGAAAAUGA